This is a messenger RNA of Orycteropus afer afer, 1613 nucleotides long. It is a transcript of the gene TRMT5, whose product is annotated as tRNA methyltransferase 5. Gene Ontology annotation, biological process: tRNA N1-guanine methylation; mitochondrial tRNA methylation. The record is from RefSeq and is a predicted model, not a curated record. Gene Ontology annotation, cellular component: cytoplasm; mitochondrial matrix. Lineage: Eukaryota; Metazoa; Chordata; Mammalia; Tubulidentata; Orycteropodidae.
UCUUAUGGAGGCCAUUUGAAUUCUCAAGAAGACUUCUGAAAGUGGAAAGCUGUAACAUAACUGAAUCCAAAUUACAGAUUGCACUAGCUUGGACACCACCGACACAAAAGCUUAGAACACCUUGUAUUUUCUUGUUCGGUCAAAGAAAAAGCUUCUCAACUAUGCCACAGUUAGAAACAGACCAAAGAGACUCUGAAUUGUUUUCACCACCCUCUGAUGUUCGAGGAAUGACAAAACUUGAUAGAAAAGCUUUUACAAAAGCAGUCACUAUUCCAGUACUUAAAGUGAAGAAAGAAAUAGUCAGUAAAUUGAUGCGAUCUCUUAAAAGGGUAGCACUGCAGCGCCCAGGCAUAAAACGUGUGAUUGAAGAUCCAGAAGAUGAAGAUAGUAGACUAAUUAUGUUGGAUCCCUAUAAAAUGUUUUCUUGUGAUUCCUUUGAGAAAGCAGAACUCAGUAUUUUAAAGCAGCUCAAUGUCAAUCCACAGGUAUCUAAAUAUAAUUUGGAACUAACCUAUGAAAACUUUAAGUCAGAAGAAAUCUUGAAAGCUGUGCUUCCUGAAGGCCAAGAUGUGACUUCAGGAUUUAGCAGAGUUGGACAUAUUGCUCACCUGAACCUUCGAGAUCAUCAACUACCUUUCAAGCAUUUAAUUGGCCAAGUUAUGAUAGACAAAAACCCAGGAAUCACCUCAGCAGUAAAUAAAAUCAAUAAUAUUAACAAUACUUACCGAAAUUUCCAAAUGGAAGUGCUGUCUGGAGAGGAAAACAUGGUGACCAAGGUUCGAGAAAACAGCUACAACUAUGAAUUUGAUUUUUCAAAAGUCUAUUGGAAUCCUCGUCUCUCUACAGAACACAGCCGUAUCACAGAACUUCUCAAGCCUGGGGAUGUCCUAUUUGAUGUUUUUGCUGGAGUUGGGCCCUUUGUCAUUCCAGUAGCAAAGAAGAAUUGCACCGUGUUUGCCAAUGAUCUCAAUCCUGAAUCCCAUAAAUGGCUGUUGCACAAUUGUAAAUUAAAUAAAGUGGACCAAAAGGUAAAAGUCUUCAACUUGGAUGGGAAAGACUUCCUCCAAGGACCAGUCAGAGAAGAGUUAAUGCAGCAGUUGGGACCACUGUCAAAAGAAAGAAAACACUCUAUGCACAUUGUUAUGAACUUGCCAGCGAAGGCUGUAGAGUUUCUCAGUGCCUUCAGAUCACUGUUAGAUGGGCCGCCUUGCCACAGUGAGCUUCUACCCAUAGUGCACUGUUACAGCUUUUCCAAAGAUGCUAAUCCUGCUCAGGAUGUUCGGCAGCAAGCUGGAGCUGUGUUAGGUGUUUCCUUGGAGGCAUGCAGUUCGGUUCAUGUAGUAAGAAAUGUGGCCCCUAAUAAAGAAAUGCUAUGCAUCACCUUUCAGAUUCCUGCUACUGUACUCUACAAGAACAAAACCAUAAAUCUAGACAAUCACGGAGAUCCACCUCUUAAACGCCAGAGAACAGAUACAGCCUUUUCAGAAGAAAAAAUAGAAAUUGCUUCAAACACUUAAUUAGGAAUAUUUUCUCCAUUUCCCCCCUAGACUUUUAUAUAGCAAAAUACAAUGUGUAUGAUUGCAUAAAAUUUUAGCAGUUACUUUAUUAUUGAA